Messenger RNA from Enterospora canceri, 1035 nucleotides. The record is from the annotation of a GenBank genome assembly. NCBI's taxonomy places the organism in Eukaryota, Fungi, Microsporidia, Enterocytozoonidae.
AUGGAAUUCAACGAAAUAAGGUGCAACACAAGAGGCGAGGAGGAGAAGAAGGGCGAGGAAGCAGUUGGUGAGGGAGAUGCUGACCUGAGAAAUACCCAGUUAAAACACGACCUUAAAUUAUUGUUGAAAAAUAAUGCGACCAAAAUAGGCAUUCUGAAAAGAGUGCUGUUUAAGGACGGGAAGAGAACGAGAUCGCUUCAGGAGCUGCUGAGCAGACCAGAGACGCCAGGUUUGGUCUGCAGAAUACCCAUAUCCAGCAGCACAGUCGAAGAGGAUCCAAUACCUGAAAAUGAGCCAAAAACACCCCUCUCCCAACUCGAUGUAAAAAAUAUUCCAAUUCGCCCAGUAAAAUCGUACACAUUACAGUCACUGAAAAAAACAGAGCCAAAAGGAGACCCAAAGAUUCUGUUCAGCAAACAGUUCAUUGAGAACGAGCCAACAGAUGAGAAGCUGUUCUACAGCAAUAAGCGGAUAUUUCUGUAUAAAACAGAAUUGUGUAGGUCAUUCAGUGAGCUAGGUGUCUGUAAAUACGGUGAUAGGUGCCAAUUCAGUCACAGUUCGGUCGAACUCAGGGACGUCCACAGGCACCCAAAAUACAAAACAGAGACGUGUCGCGUAUUCUGGGAGAAGGGAACGUGUCCAUACGGCAAAAGAUGCUGCUUUCUCCAUUCUACAACUGAUAUGGAUAAAGACGAGCCAUUUGUUGUGAGACAGCAGACAUUUCUGACUCUCGUAAGCAGGUUCGUCUCUGAUGGCUCAGCUGACUCAAAAGAGCCUGACUUGUAUUCCAGGGCAGAAUUAGUCAACUCAAGUGUCCCAUAUUUCAAGUCCAAUAAAUUAAGGGUGGGUUUCACAGGCAAUAGAAUUGAUGAUGAGAUUGAAAUGGGCCCCAUUCAACAGAAGGAGACUCCUCUUCUGGGCAGAAUACUGGGAAUAAGUGACCUGACUGAUAAAAUCAAGCACAGAUACGAGUACAGGGAGGCAGACUACGAAUACAAGAGGAAUGUUGAUAGAAUUGGAUUCAAUGUGCUGUAA